Molecule: messenger RNA, 5034 nt
Organism: Girardinichthys multiradiatus
Lineage: Eukaryota; Metazoa; Chordata; Actinopteri; Cyprinodontiformes; Goodeidae
Gene: adcy7
Product: adenylate cyclase 7
Exons: 28
Coding region: 689-3994 (1101 amino acids)
Biological process (GO): adenylate cyclase-inhibiting G protein-coupled receptor signaling pathway; cAMP biosynthetic process; adenylate cyclase-activating G protein-coupled receptor signaling pathway
Cellular component (GO): plasma membrane
Molecular function (GO): adenylate cyclase activity
Source: RefSeq, a predicted model, not a curated record
GGUGCAGAAGAAAGGGGUUCGCCCAGGGCUGCACUCGUGCGAGAGCCGUCACUGGCCGCAGUAAAUGGAGGACUCGGGCACGCGCGUGGGUGUCCGUGACCGUGAUGAGUGGAGGAGGAGCGUUCUCGCGGUGCCUGAUGAGGAGGAGCGCGGGGAGCAUAAUGAUAGACGUUCUCACUCUGUGGACAGUAAUGUAGAUUUAUCCUCCGGACGCGGAGUCUCGCAGGUGCCUGUAAGGACUAGAGCUGCAGACCUAUCUGCUCCGUUACAUCCUUAAUCCGUGUCGGAUCUCUGUUGACCUUUCAUCAGCUCCUGCUUUCUUCCUUUUUCUUCUUUCAUACCCUCCUCCCUCCUCUCACUUAAUCUUCCCUCCUCUCUUUUGUGUCUCCAAGCCCCGGGCUUUAUUACUCAAACCCACUGACUAGAGCAACGCACAAUAGUUGGCAAAGGAUGAGGCGGGUGUGCUUGCCAACACCAGAUAGAGGAUAAAAGACACAAAAAAGACUAGCAACAGGUAAGAGUGACAUAGAGAGAUAGAAACGAAAGGAACAACUGUUGGAGGAAGCUACAAUAAAGCUGUGACAGGCAACAAAAACAACCAGGAUGCAUCGACAAAGGAAAGACUUGCGUUUUACUUGAUUGACAUGAGCUAGCAACACGCUCUUACUAAAUAAAGGAAGUGUUAGCCAUGCCAGCCAAGGGAAAGUACCUGCUGAAUAACCAGGAGCUCAAAAAUGAGGCACUGUACCGCAGAUUCUCCUGCAUCAGCCAGUAUCAGCCACUGGCACUGCUGCUGGGUCUCUCCAUACUCUGCUGUGUAAUUUUCCUCAUCCUCUUCUUUGCCCUUAAGCUGAAAACAGAGGAACAUCUUGCCUUUGUGAGUGUGGUGAGCAGCAGCCUGUUCGUGUUCCUAGUUGUAUUUAUCCUGGUGUGCUUUGAGAUUAUUUCACAACAAUGGAGGUUUUUGCUGGGCCUGGUUAUCUGGGUCACACAUCUAUCCCUGGGUUACACCUUCAUCUUCAGUGGACCUAUCAUCUUUCCUUGGGACCAGGUGCCUUUCUUCCUCUUUAUCAUCUUCACAGUGUAUACCAUGCUGCCAUUCCAGCUGUGGCAUGCUGUGGUGCUAAGUGUCAUCACUUCCGUGUCUCACCUUAUGGCCCUCUCACUGCGCUUAGCAACUGACAGUAACCUACCAGAUAAUCUUGCUAAUCAGUUCCUGUCCAAUGCAGUGGUGUUUUUGUGUGGCUGUGGAGUCGGAGCCUUUCAUAAGAUUCUGAUGGAGAAAACGCUAAGGCAGACCUUCCAAGACACUCUGAGGUGCCUUAGCAUGCGGGUAAAGCUUGAGAUCGAAAAGAGACAACAGGAGAACCUGCUGCAGUCGGUGCUCCCUGUUUAUAUCUCCAUGAAGAUGAAACUGGCAAUAAUGGAGCGGUUGCGAGAAUGUAAAGAUAAAGAUGAGCAGCAGCAACUUGUGAAGGAUAACAACUUUCAUAGCCUUUAUGUGAAGAGGCAUGAGAAUGUCAGUAUCCUGUAUGCAGACAUUGUUGGCUUCACUCGUUUGGCCAGUGACUGUUCUCCUAAGGACCUUGUACAUAUGCUCAACGAACUGUUUGGGAAGUUCGACCAAAUUGCUAAGGAAAAUGAAUGCAUGAGAAUCAAGAUCCUGGGAGACUGCUACUACUGUGUGUCGGGCCUGCCAGUAUCACUGCCGAAGCAUGCUAAGAACUGUGUUAAAAUGGGCCUGGACAUGUGUGAAGCAAUCAAGCAGGUACGGGAAGCCACUGGAGUAGAUAUCAACAUGAGAGUGGGUGUUCACUCAGGCAACGUGCUUUGCGGUGUGAUCGGCCUCAGAAAGUGGCAGUUUGACGUAUGGUCACAUGAUGUCACCUUGGCCAAUCAUAUGGAGUCAGGAGGCCUCCCAGGCCGUGUCCAUAUCACAGAGGCAACUCUGAAGCACCUCAACAAGGCCUAUGAAGUUGAAGAGGGCAAUGGCCACCUCAGAGACCCUUACCUCAAUGAACUCAAUAUCAAGACUUACCUAGUCAUUGAUCCAAGGUCGAAAGAUCCAUCUCUGAGCACUCGGAGCACUGCUAAACCCAGAGUGAAUGACGGGCUGAAGAUGAGGGCGUCGGUCCGUAUGACCCGUUACCUUGAAUCCUGGGGGGCCGUCAAACCUUUUGCCCACCUGCAGAGCCGGGAGGGCUUUACGUCUGACAACAUUGUUACUGGAAAGUCGCGGUUCAAGGACAUUCCUUUGCGACCACCCUCUACCAAACAUGAUAGCUUUGACGAGUCCCUUGAAGAGCCAUUCUCCUUGUCAACCUCUCCGCUCAGCAACCAUAAGAUCAAAUCUCAGAAGACUAAGUUUGAUGAGCAGCUGCACAAUGAGAUGACCACUACUAUAGAUGAGCUCAGCAGCAAUGCCCUUCUUUCUAUUUUCUCUUCCUGUAGGCAGUGGUUGAAGUCUGAAGAGAGUGGCAGCUUGGCCUUGUGCUUUCCAAAAAAUGAUUUAGAAAAGCAGUACCGAGCCCUGGAUUUACCGAUGUUCAAGCACUAUGUGGGCUGUGCAACCUUCAUCUUCCUCUGUAUCUUUGUGAUUCAAAUGCUUGUCACAAAGGACACACAGAAGUUGGGGAUGUCCUUUGGAGUGUUGGUUUGUAUUCUGCUGGUGAUUUUGACCAUCUGUUAUGCAGGCCAUUUGCAGCGCGUGUUUCCACACAAGCUGUCAGGGUGUCAGUGGCUGCCAGCUGUAUCGGAGGCGGUGGUUAAUCGGCCGUGUGUGCGCCUCCCUCUGGCAACCAUUACCACUGCAGUUAUCAUUAUUCUGGCGCUGUUUAACCUGUGCUUCAUCAACGUAGACACUGAGAAGAAGGAAGCUGACUUGACUCUGCCUUACUCUGUGUGCUGCUGUAUCCUGUCACUCAUUGCGUGUGGAGUUUUUCUCCGCGUGAGCUUCGAGCUCAAAGUGCUCUUCCUCACUGUUGCUUCCAUCGUGUACUACAUCAUCAUCUUCAGCACCAAGGAUGAACCCUUCAAUACCUUCGAAACCUCACUUCCGUUUCCAUACAAUGACAGCUUAAACUGCACCGAGAGAAAAAAUCAAACCUCGAAAAUCCAGACCAGUUUUGGACUUGUAAAAAACCUACAGAUUAUGAGCGGCAUAUACAUUACACUGUUUCUGGUUACCAUGUUCAUCAUAUCACAACAGAAUGAGAACUGCUUUUGGCAGGACUUCCUGCUUAAGUAUAAGAACCGUACAGAGCAGGACGAGAUUGAGACGAGGGAGAACCUGAACCGUCUGCUGCUGGAAAACGUGCUGCCUGCCCAUGUGGCAGCACUCUUCGUCGGUGAGAACAAGAAGAACGAGGACCUAUACUACAAGUCAUAUAACUGUGUCUGCGUGAUGUUUGCCUCUGUGCCGGAUUUCAAAGAGUUUUACACCGAGUGUGAUAUUAACAAGGAGGGCUUGGAAUGCCUAAGGCUGCUUAAUGAGAUCAUCGCCGAUUUUGAUGAGCUGCUCUCCAAACCAAAGUUCAGUGGUAUGGAGAAGAUCAAGACAAUUGGCAGCACCUACAUGGCAGCCGCAGGGCUUAGUGGGACGGCUGUGCAGGAAAACAAUCAGGACAGAGAGAGGCAGCAGGCCCAGAUAGGAAUCAUGGUGGAGUUUGCCAUCGCUAUGAUGGGCAAGUUGGAUGGUAUCAACAGACAUUCCUUCAACAGCUUCAGGCUUCGAGUGGGAAUUAAUCAUGGCCCAGUGAUAGCAGGAGUGAUCGGUGCGAGGAAACCCCAGUAUGACAUCUGGGGCAACACAGUGAAUGUUGCCAGCAGAAUGGAGAGCACUGGAGAAAUGGGAAAGAUCCAGGUAACAGAGGAAACCUCUGAAGUGCUGAAGAGGCUGGGUUACUCUUGUGAGUGCAGAGGACUCAUCAGCGUCAAAGGGAAAGGGGAGCUGAAGACCUUCUUCGUGUGCACUGACAGCAAGGCAUGGGGCUGAGCUUAGGUCGGGUCGUCGCAGCCAACAGAACUGGACACAGACUCAUGUACACAAGUUAGAGUUUACAAACUCUCGCACAUCGCAAAUGUCAGCCUGGCUGUAAUGAUUGUUCCUGUGAUGCUGUUGAAAGGAAAAACAAAAAUGGCCGCUUCACUAUGUGGGGGAUAGACCUGGAACCAUUUAGUUAGAGGAUGACAGAGAUGGUCGCUGUGAAGAGUCACCAUCUUUUUCUAUUCACAAUAAAAACAUUGAUGUCAUGUACUUUUUUCUUUCUAACCUAAUGUGAUGAAAAUGAAAUGAUGUUUAAUGCCAAUUUAUUCUUGCAGACCUGUUUGAUGUUGAUUUUUUUUUUUUAUUAUGCUUUAUUGGAGUAAUUCGAGUUUAUCGAAUUAGGCUUACUUUCAUAAAUCAGUCUUUUAGGGAAACAAAACUCUUUCUAAAAUCCACCCUUUUAAAAAGUGAUGAAUGCUUCUGCAUAAUGAACGUAACAAGUGUUAGGUAUUCAGACUGAGCAGUACCAUAUGGAAACCUACAUUUGAUCACUUCUAAUGGGCAUAUUCAGGUAACAAAGGCAGCCCUCCUGCCUGGUUAAAACUUAAAUCUUCACACCUUUAAGUUCAGGUAAUAUUCUUUAAGUUCACAUUCCUUGGUUCCAGCUGUGCAGUUUGACCACUCUAGCAGUUUACAUAUUUGAGAAGAGCUGUGCUGAUUAUAUUCCAUCAUAUUUUGUUUUCUCUGAUAAAGAAAAAUUAACCUAUUCUGCUGCCUUUUGGUCUCCAUAUGUGCUGCGACAGUUGGGAAAUGUUAUGCAUGUCCUCAGCUGUGUGAUCUAACAAUCUUCCUGCUGUGAUUUGUUUUCUUUUUCUGGCCACCAUAACACUGUCGGUGCCUCUGAAUCAGUCUCGUGGCCUUGUCGUCUGACACCAACACCUCGUCUGUAAUUGCUGUUGCAUAAUGUUGUAUUGGCCUUUCUGUGAACAAAUGUGACAUUGACUUUUUGUACCGUUACAGAAUGUAAUAAAUGUUUUCUUAAGUCUGCA